Messenger RNA from Hippocampus comes (tiger tail seahorse), 1471 nucleotides. RefSeq names its product proteasome 26S subunit, ATPase 6 (gene psmc6). NCBI's taxonomy places the organism in Eukaryota, Metazoa, Chordata, Actinopteri, Syngnathiformes, Syngnathidae. The transcript has 14 exons. The record is from RefSeq and is a predicted model, not a curated record. Bases 41 to 1210 code for a protein of 389 amino acids. Gene Ontology annotation, molecular function: ATP hydrolysis activity; ATP binding.
UCGGUGACGCUUGUGCCUACCCAGAAUCCAUUGCAGCAUCAUGGCGGACAACCGGGAGAAAGCGCUACAAGAUUACCGUAAAAAAUUGCUGGAACACAAAGAAGUUGACGGACGGUUAAAAGAACUGAGAGAACAGUUGCGAGAACAAACCAAACAGUAUGAAAAGUCAGAGAAUGACCUCAAAGCUCUGCAGAGUGUUGGUCAGAUUGUCGGAGAAGUCCUCAAACAGCUGACGGAAGAAAAAUUCAUUGUCAAGGCAACAAAUGGUCCUCGUUAUGUGGUUGGAUGCCGCAGACAGUUGGACAAGUCACAGUUGAAACCAGGCACCAGAGUGGCUUUAGAUAUGACUACGCUGACUAUAAUGAGGUACCUGCCUCGGGAGGUGGACCCUCUGGUGUACAAUAUGUCCCACGAAGACCCCGGCAGCGUCUCCUACUCUGAAAUUGGUGGAUUGUCAGAACAGAUCCGAGAGCUGAGAGAGGUGAUUGAGCUUCCCCUGACCAACCCCGAGCUUUUCCAACGAGUCGGAAUCAUCCCCCCAAAAGGCUGCCUGCUCUACGGCCCACCAGGUACUGGGAAGACUCUUUUAGCCAGGGCGGUUGCAAGUCAACUGGACUGUAACUUCCUCAAGGUGGUGUCCAGCUCCAUCGUUGACAAAUACAUCGGUGAGAGCGCCAGGCUCAUCAGAGAGAUGUUCAACUAUGCCCGGGAUCAUCAGCCUUGCAUUAUCUUCAUGGAUGAGAUUGAUGCCAUCGGUGGUCGACGUUUCUCUGAGGGAACCUCUGCUGACAGAGAGAUCCAGAGGACUUUGAUGGAGCUGCUGAACCAGAUGGACGGAUUUGACACGCUGCACAGGGUCAAGAUGAUCAUGGCAACCAACAGACCAGACACUCUGGACCCCGCCCUGCUACGACCCGGCCGACUUGACCGCAAAAUCCACAUCGAGCUGCCCAACGAACAGGCUCGUCUGGACAUCCUCAAAAUCCACUCCAGUCCCAUCACCAAACAUGGAGAAAUAGAUUUUGAAGCCAUUGUUAAGCUGUCCGAUGGUUUCAACGGAGCCGAUUUAAGAAACGUUUGCACAGAAGCAGGUUUGUUUGCCAUCCGCUCCGACAGAGAGUACGUCACCCAAGAGGACUUCAUGAAAGCCGUGCGUAAAGUGGCCGAUUCAAAGAAGCUGGAGUCCAAGCUGGAUUACAAGCCUGUAUAGAUCUUUUUUUUUUUUUUUUCGUUAUCACAACUUCAUGGAUAUGCUGUUGUAUACAUAUGGCCCCGAAGAAAAAAAUGUAUUCUUUAUGUUUGUUGGAGCAGCAUUCGCAUAAAGUAUAUUGUCAUCUACCAAAAGUGACUUCUAUGCUGUCUUUUAGUGUCCACUAUCAUAAAAUCUGAUCACUUCUGGUGUCCCACGCAACACUUGUAUAAAAAACAAAAAGUAACUUUAUAUGGCAAUAAACCGUUCUGUUGAAAUCUC